AGCCGGUCUUCAUAUACGCAAUUCGAGAAGUCUUGACUUUAUAGGAAGGAUUUUUCAAUACAUUUUCAUCAUUAUCAAGAAUGUAUAUGAUUGAAAUGACAAGACACUUAGGUAUAAUAUUGUAUAUAGAUUACAUAUAUUAAAUUACACCAAGUAGGCAAGUAAAUCAACGGAAAACCAAAAUCAGAUAUCACAUAAGUUUGCAAUCCUUGUCAGGCCUGAGCAGAGCUCCCAUUCUCAGUCGAUCAGGUAUCUCGUACAGUGUCGGUGUUCAAAAAAGUAAUCCCUAUUUUUCAAUAACAAAAACUACAAAAAAAAAAAUGAAAAUUUUUCUUCCAAAACUUUUGUUAACUUUGUUGUUUUUCGUGCACGUGGUUCCCCUAAUCCUCGGGACCUACGAUCCAAUACUGAAUGACGAAUUCUUGGGAGACCUCAACUUCUACGGAGACGCAAUUGGAGGUGGUGGCGAUGGUGGCGAUGGUGGCGGUAGCUGCAGCGGAGGCGGGGGGCGGGGGCGGAGGCGGAGGCGGAGGCAACCCGGGAGGAUCAGGAUGUGAAAAUGACAUUGGGUCGGGCAUGGAUUUAGCCGGCAGUUGCUCGGGCAAAACUGAAAAAUGCGGCCUAAACCUCUCCGAUCCCAAGCAAAAGGCCUCGAGUAUUGCCCAGAAGGCGGCACAGGACGCCAAGGCCGCCAGCGAUGCCCAGAUGCCGGCAGCAGAGGCUGCCGCCAUGCAGGUGAAGAACGAACUGGCCGACAAGGCCACCCAAUCCGCUCGAGCGGCAGAGGCGGCUCUCGCGGGCAAGCAGCAGAUUGUGGAGCAGCUGCAGGUGGAGGCCAAAGAGGCCAAUGCGGUGAUCGUCGAGGUCAGCGCUUCCCUGGAGAACACCCAGGCCAAUGCCAAUGCGGCCGCAACGGCAGCCCGUGAGGCCCACACCCAGCUGGCCCACCUCAAGACUCUGGCCGAUAAGGUCUCCUGCAACUUGGCCAAUAUCAAGAAGGUGGCCCACGGGGCCCAGGCCCAGCUGGCCCAGCGCACGCAGCUACUGGAGGUGGCCAAGAUGCGUGUGGCCAAUGUCACCAAGCGCGUGGCCGAUGCCCAGGCCGACUUCGACAAGACCAAGGAGGCCGCCUCCAGGGCUGUCUGUGCCGCCAUGGAGGCCAAGCAGAAGGUGGAGCAGCCGUCGCAGUCGCGUGGCAGAAGGAUGGAUCAGAAGGGCGGCGGUGGCGGUCGCUACAAGAUGUCCAGAUACUAUUGAUGAGUGUCUUUAUUUUGGUGGCUCUAUUUUUAAAUUCUUUUCGGUGUUAUUGUUUCGUUUUCGGUUGAUAAAUUUGAGUUAUUGUAUUAUAUCGACAUCGAUAAGGGAUGGGAUGGAAUCCAUCAUUAUAAUCCCUGAAGCUGAGCUAAAGAAAGGCUAAAUAAUUGUUUAACAAUAUAAAAUCUUCCGGGAUUUAAUUAAAUAAUCGAUCAAGUUC
This is a messenger RNA of Drosophila kikkawai, 1474 nucleotides long. RefSeq names its product tol-Pal system protein TolA-like. Lineage: Eukaryota; Metazoa; Arthropoda; Insecta; Diptera; Drosophilidae. The record is from RefSeq and is a predicted model, not a curated record.